UACUCUCUCUAAACUAGAAGAUACAAUAAUGAUGAUGAGCAGGGCAGUUCCACUAACAAUAGUAGUUGCCAUCUUUUUGUUGAACUUGACAGGCCAAUGCCAUGGUCAGCUGCAAUUCGGAUUCUAUAAGAACAAGUGUAGCUUCGACGUUGAGUCUAUUGUUCGUAACGUAGUUCAAAUCAAAUAUUUUAACGACACAACCCUCGUCGCUGCUCUUCUUAGAAUGCAGUUUCAUGACUGUUUCGUUCAUGGAUGUGAUGCUUCUCUACUUCUGGAUGGAGACAACAGCGAAAAAACUGCACCACCGAAUCUAACUGUAAGAGGCUUUGAAGUUAUUGAUGCUAUUAAAGCUGCUGUGGAGUUUUUCUGUCCUGGAAUUGUCUCUUGUGCUGAUAUUAUUGCUAUUGCUACCAGAGAAGCUGUAUUCUUGGCAAAAGGAGGAUGGUACAAUGUAGAAACAGGAAGAAGAGAUGGUUUUAUAUCAAAAGCUGCUGACGUAGACCUGCCAGCUCCAAACAUCACUGUUUCUGAUUCUAUUGCCGCAUUUGCUAAAAGAAAUCUUGAUGCAACUGAUAUGGUUUAUCUUCUAGGUGGUCACACCGUUGGUAUAGCGCACUGUUUUCUAUUCCAAGAUCGUCUGUACAAUUACAAGAACACUAACCAACCUGAUCCCAACAUGGAUUUAGUAUUACUCAACAUGUUAAGAGACAAGUGCCCACAAAAUUCGGACGGAUCAAACACAACGUUUCUUGAUCAGAACCCUUCUAGUUCAUUCAUUGUAGACAGUUCUUAUUACCAGCAGUUGCAGCAGAAGAAAGGGAUUCUUCAAAUUGAUCAAGAUUUGGCAUCGGAUCCUAACACUAAAUCCACAGUGGAAAAUAUAGGCAAUGGGAAUAGUUUCUCCUUCAACUUUGGUCUAGCCAUGAUUAAGUUGGGAGCUGUUGAUGUCCUCACGGUCGAUCAAGGGGAGAUCAGGAGAUCAUGCCGGUCUGUCAAUAAACCAUAGAACUAAUGAAUUAUUACCAGUCUUUUUAGUUAUGUUCAUGACAUUUCGUAACCUGUAAUUUGUAUUCCUGUAUAAUGUUGUACUACAUUUAAGUGAAUUAUUUGUCUUCUUGGACCGACCA
Messenger RNA from Mercurialis annua (annual mercury), 1127 nucleotides. RefSeq names its product peroxidase 60. Bases 29 to 1006 code for a protein of 325 amino acids. NCBI's taxonomy places the organism in Eukaryota, Viridiplantae, Streptophyta, Magnoliopsida, Malpighiales, Euphorbiaceae. The transcript is spliced from 4 exons. The record is from RefSeq and is a predicted model, not a curated record. Gene Ontology annotation, biological process: hydrogen peroxide catabolic process; response to oxidative stress. Gene Ontology annotation, cellular component: plasmodesma; plant-type cell wall. Gene Ontology annotation, molecular function: heme binding; peroxidase activity.